Juglans regia (Persian walnut) is the source of this 2128-nucleotide messenger RNA. Its product is annotated as U-box domain-containing protein 1-like. Bases 83 to 2128 code for a protein of 681 amino acids. The transcript has a single exon. Gene Ontology annotation, biological process: protein ubiquitination. NCBI's taxonomy places the organism in Eukaryota, Viridiplantae, Streptophyta, Magnoliopsida, Fagales, Juglandaceae. Gene Ontology annotation, molecular function: protein binding; ubiquitin-protein transferase activity. The record is from RefSeq and is a predicted model, not a curated record. Gene Ontology annotation, cellular component: nucleus; cytoplasm.
CCUAAGGUAAGCUAAAUACAAACAGAAACUAACGUUGAUGAUAACAAUGAACAGAAAUCUAGCACCACAGUAGGGAGAUACCAUGGAUGCAGAUCUUUCUCCACUAAUGGCACCCUCAGGCCUCUUGCCUGCUGUGUCUUUGCUAGAAUCAUUGCUCCACAUAUGCAAUGAAGUUACUUGCAUGGAAAAGCUUCCUUCUGUACAGAUUAGGAACGCUUCGACCAUGAUUCGAAGGAUAACGAUUCUUUCUUCUUUGUUUGAAGAGAUUCUUGAAAUAAAUAGACCACUUCCACCAUCUGCAAUCCUUUGUCUCGCCGAGAUUUUCUCUGUGUUUCGAAGGGUGAAGUUUUUGAUCCUAGGAUGCAAGGAUGGCAGCUGUCUGUGGGGCCUUAUACAGACUCAGUUCGUUUCAAAUCAAUUUCAUGUUCUGGUGAAGGAGAUGGGGAGGGCACUCGACAUUCUACCUCUAAGCUUACUUAAUAUCACGGCGGACACUAGAGAGCAAGUUGAGCUGCUUCACAAGCAGGCAAAGCGGGUAGAUUUAUUCAUUGACCCUCGAGAACUUCAAAGAAGACAAGAGCUUCUGCAAAUAAUGGCCAAUGAAAAGAAGAACAACAACAAUCGUUUCGUUGACUUUGGAAAAGUCAAAGAGACUUUGAGCUGUCUUGGUUUGAGAAAUCCAUUCGAAUAUGAAGAAGAAAUUUUAAAGCUAGAGGUUGAAGCCCAGAAGCAGGCAGGAACGGGUGGACUAAUAGCCAGAUCCAACAUAGACAAUCUCAUAUCCCUUGUUUCAUAUUCGAAGUCGAACAUUUUCGAUGACGAAGAAAGUGAGAAAGCCAAACAACACCAUACAUCCAUUGGUAGGAAUUAUGAUACUUGUUCGUCUUCUCAAUCUGUUGUUCCUAAUAUUCCUGAUGAAUUUCGUUGCCCGAUAUCACUAGACUUGAUGAGAGACCCAGUGAUUAUAGCAUCUGGGCAUACUUAUGACCGAAAUUCAAUUGCCCAGUGGAUCAAUUCGGGGCAUUAUACCUGCCCAAAAAGCGGGCAGAGGCUACUGCACAUGGCCCUCGUACCUAAUUAUGCACUGAAGAGUCUAAUGUAUCAAUGGUGCCAGGAGAACAAUGUCCCAUCAGAUGAAGAUAAGGCAUCAUCUUUCUUAGACUCGGACAGUAAGAACAGCAAAGGAAAACUGUGUGAUAAUGCUGUCGAUCACCUUUCUGCUGCAAAAGCGGGUGUGGAUGCUGUCAAAAUAACGGCCGAGUUUCUAGUGGGGAAACUAGCAACUGGUUCGGUAGAAAUCCAGAGGCAGGCAGCGUAUGAGCUGCGUUUACUUGCAAAAACAGGCAUGAAUAAUCGCGGUAUAAUUGCUGAGGCAGGAGCCAUUCCAUUUCUGGUGACAUUACUAAGUUCCUAUGAUCCUAGAAUCCAAGAAAAUGCCGUCACUGCCCUACUUAACCUUUCCAUCUACGAUAACAAUAAGAUACUAAUAAUGGCAGCUGGAGCAAUCGACAGCAUAAUAGGUGUUUUAGAGUCGGGGAAAACAAUGGAGGCAAGAGAAAAUGCCGCGGCAUCUAUCUUCAGCCUGUCGAUGAUAGAUGAUUUCAAGGGGACGAUUGGUGCCCGUCCUAGAGCCAUUCCGGCCUUAGUCGGGCUCUUGAAAGAGGGCAGUACAGCCGGGAAAAAAGACGCUGCAACAGCACUCUUUAACCUCGCAGUCUAUAAUCCUAACAAGGCCAGUGUUGUGGUUGCUGGCGCGGUUCCUGUGCUCGUUGACUUGCUGAUGGAUGACAAGGCAGGCGUAACUGAUGAUGCCUUAUCAGUGCUCUCUCUCCUUUUGGGUUGCUCUGAAGGGUUGGAGGAGAUCAGGAAGAGUAGAGUUCUGGUGCCUCUCCUUAUUGAACUUCUCCGAUUUGGGUCUCCAAAAGGAAAGGAGAAUUCAAUAGCUCUUCUACUGGGCCUAUGCAAAGAUGGAGGAGAGGAGGUUGGAAGGCGUCUUCUACUUAACCCACGAAGCAUUCCUUCCCUUCAGAGUUUGGCUGCUGAUGGGUCCCUGAGAACUCGAAGAAAGGCCGAUGCACUGCUUAGAUUACUCAAUAGGUGUUGCUCUCAGUCUCCCAAUUCAGUUUAA